UUUUAAGAAUGGCCUUGAUCUAGUUUGUUAGUGCUGCUUGCCGUUUGGUACCCUGCAUUGUUGUUGAUGGUGUGAUGUUCAGUGCGCUACCAAAUCUCGACAUGAAAUAUUUGUGUUGUGUUGUGCUUAUAGUUGUUUCGGUGGUGGUCCCAGAGAUGGAUGGUCUAACCACCGGCACACGACAGACGGAUAGUCUAACCACCGACACACGACAAUCUCAGUCAUGUAGCACCAGCGCUGACUGUGAGACCAGCUCGUGUUGUCUGAGUCCCAUCAUCAGGGAUGGGAGGAGGCAGGUGGGAGGGAGUUGUGUGGCGAGAGGAAGCGAUGGAGGAAGCUGUUACGUGCGGAAUGACCAGCUGUUGAAGGACCAUGACGUCACACUGUACCUUGACCUUUGUCCAUGUCAGCCUGACCUAGCCUGUGUGGGCACUGGAAUGUACGAGGUACCACAGGGGGAGCAAGGUAUUUGCACACCUACAGCAGGUGUAGGGAGGUGAGAUACCUGAGUGAGUUGUCUGCCCUGACAGUCAUGACAUCAUAGUGGUUCCCACAACUGGCAGGAGGUAACCUUGUAGAAAAACAUUUUUAUCUGUUGCAGACAUCAUACAACCGUUCCUUCUGGAGUACAUACAAGUGGACACACUUUAUUUCACACACACACAUAAUUUAGCCAAAUAACAAAAGACGUGCCAAAUUAAAGUUUUUUGUUUUAUUUUAUAUGCAGC
Molecule: messenger RNA, 728 nt
Organism: Physella acuta
Lineage: Eukaryota; Metazoa; Mollusca; Gastropoda; Physidae
Source: RefSeq, a predicted model, not a curated record